Molecule: messenger RNA, 988 nt
Organism: Telopea speciosissima
Lineage: Eukaryota; Viridiplantae; Streptophyta; Magnoliopsida; Proteales; Proteaceae
Product: aquaporin SIP1-1-like
Exons: 4
Coding region: 1-720 (239 amino acids)
Biological process (GO): transmembrane transport
Cellular component (GO): membrane
Molecular function (GO): water channel activity
Source: RefSeq, a predicted model, not a curated record
AUGAUCCAAUCCGUGGUCAAGGUAGCUAUCGGUGAUGCGGUGUUAACUUUCAUAUGGACGCUCUGCGCGUCCACACUCGGGAUCGCCACCUCCAUUAUCCAAAAUGCGCUAGGAUUCCAAAGCAAUGCGUCCGGCCUCGUCAUCACCACCUGCCUCAUUGCCUUACAAGUCUUUGUCUUAACCUUGCUUAGCGACGCCAGGGGUGGCGCCAGCUUCAAUCCCACUGGCACUGCUUCUUUCUACGCCGCCGGCAUCGGUGAUGACAACCUUAUCUCAAUGGCCUUGCGCUUCCCUGCUCAGGCAAUUGGGGCAGUGGGCGGUACCUUGGCAAUUAUAGAACUGAUGCCGCCGGAGUACAAACACAUGCUUGGUGGGCCUUCACUGAAAGUCGACUUGCACACUGGGGCCAUCGCCGAGGGGGUCUUGACCUUCAUUAUCAGUUUUGCCGUCUUAUAUAUAGUGUUCAAAGGUCCGAACAACCCACUUUUAAAGGUUUCGAUGCUUGCUACGUCGACUGUUGCACUGAUUGUUGCAGGAUCUAGUUACACUGGACCGUCUAUGAAUCCUGCCAAUGCCUUUGGUUGGGCAUAUGUGAACAACCGCCACAACACAUGGGAGCAGUUCUAUGUUUACUGGAUUUGCCCUUUUGUUGGAGCAAUUCUGGCUGCUUGGGUCUUCCGGGUUCUUUUCCCUCCUCCAGUCAAGCAGAAGAAAGCAUGAGAAGGCAAAAAGAGUACAUUAUUUUGUCAAUUCUGUGUCAAGUGCUUUUAUGUGUUAACCGUUUCUCUGUUACCAUUUCUGAUGUUAGCCUUUACCAGUCUAUUUUCAGAGUACAUUCAGUCUGUGGGCAGUUCAGAAAUUUUUUUUUCAUCUUUUAGUUCUACUACUGUUGCAUAAGUUCAUUACAUCUGUUUGGGCAGAUAUAUUGUCCUUUGAAACAAAUUUAUGGAAUUUAAUUCAUAAGAUUUAAGACUUUCUGUUCUUUCAA